GAGUUUUUUGACUCACGACUCACGUCUCACGUGCUAUUGUUAUUUUUAUAAAAAAUACUCAAUUUUGUUAUUCAUAUGCCUUAAGAAUAAACACAAUGAAGCAUAAAAGGUUUGAAGAGAACAUAUUGGUCGACGAAGCUUACACAAAUUAUGGAAGAGUUGACAAAAACGAGGACGCAAAGAAAGGGUCUGGAAUCGCUAAACAUUUUGCAGAAACUUUGGAAUAUGGGGAAAAAAAGAAAUGGUAUCAACAGUUGCCCGAAGAACCAACAUCAGCUGCUAUUGGCUUAUCAUCAGAAAAAGUUGAAGAGUUGAGGAAAGAAGCCAACAGUGCAUUGCAUGGAGACACAAUGGCUUAUGAGACUAAAACCAGCAAAAGUAGCUCAUCAGACUACCAGUGGGCUAAAACACUAUUGACUAAGGGUACUAUUGGAGACAGAGUUGCAGCUGCUACUAUAUUAAUACAGGACAAUCCAAUAUACAAUUUGACAGCUCUAAGAAAUUUAAUAAACAGUGUGAAACCAGCUAAAAAGAAGGAUGGUAUUGUUAUUAUUGAUGCAUUAUCAGAGCUCCUAAUAUCGGAACUAUUGAUACCUGACGUGAAGCUGCGUACAUUUGAACAGCAUCCAUUGGAUAAACUAGAUGAGAUGACGUCUGGCAAUAAGCAGGCAAGACGAAAUAUACUCAAGCUAUGGUAUUAUGAAGAUCAGCUCAAAGAGUUGUAUGGAACAUACGUAGAUGCAUUGAAUAAGUUCGCACAUGACUCAGUGGACGCUAAUAAGGAAAAGUCUGUGAGCGCCAUGUCCUAUCUUUUGAUGCAUCAUCCGGAAAGGGAAAAGAUGCUGUUAACAUACAUAAUAAACAAGCUGGGAGACCCAAGUCAAACGGUUGCAUCUAAAGUGAUAUACCAUCUGUGCCAGAUUCUGUACAAUCAUCCUAACAUGAAAGCUGUUGUCCUUACUGAGAUUGAAAAGAUGCUGUUUAGGUCAAAUAUCUCGCCCCGCGCCCAGUACUAUGGCAUAUGUUUUUUGAAUCAGUUCUUCCUUGGAAAAGACGAUAACAGAAUAGCAGAGAAUUUGAUAAGAAUAUACUUUGCUUUCUUCAAAGCGUCUAUUAAAAAGGGUGAAAUUGACUCUCGCCUAAUGUCAGCCAUUCUGACUGGUGUCAAACGCGCCUACCCAUUCGCCGACAAAGACCGGCUGGCCGAAACUUCCAACCAUGUGGAUGCUAUACAUAAACUGGUGCAUUUGGCCAGUCUCAACGUGGCUAUACAUGCUUUAUCUCUCCUGUAUCACAUCAGUGACGCUUCCAAAGGAACUUCGGAUAGAUACUACACUGCCCUCUACCGUAAACUGACUAACGCGGAAAUAUUCAACACAACACAUUCCGCUCUACUCUUCUCGCUCAUUUACAAGUCGUUGAAGCAGGACAGCAAUAUCGACCGGGUGACUGCGUUCAUAAAGAGACUUUUACAGUUGUGUUGCUACAUGAGUCCAGCGCAGGCUUGCGGGAUGUUGUUCCUGAUAUCGCAAGUCUUAAAGAAUAGCGACAAAAAGGACGCCCUCAAACUGGUUUGGAGUAAAAAGGAAUUAAAAGAGGAAAUCAAAGAAGAUCCAGAAAACCAGCUAAAGACAGAUGAGAGUAAAGACGAAUCUGGCAACAUUCUAUCAGAAACAAAUGGCACAGAAGAGAAGCUAGAUAAUGCAGAACAAAAGAUAGAAGGCUCGGAAGAGAUGAAAGAAGAAGUAAAAAUGGAAUCGAAGAAGAUUGACCUUCUGCAUGGCGAUAAGAGAGAUCUGUUGAUAGAUGACGACGAAGAAGAAGCAUACGUGGACUUAAAGAUCGACGACGAGGGUAACAUAAAACCCAAAAAGCGACGUAAGAUGGCUGUCACAGGGUGGUACCACGCUAAAGUUGCUCCCGACAAAACAGACGAUACAGAAGAGAAAGAAGCUACCGCCAAAAUACAGCUCAAGAAGACCAUCAAUAUGGAUAGAGUAAUAUCGGAGUACAAUCCACAUGCCCGAAACCCGGCAUUCUCGGGCGCCCACUGCACGGCGUAUUUGGAGCUGUUGCCUUUGUCCAACCAUUUCCAUCCUAGUGUCAAGUUGUUUGCUCAGAAAUUGAUACAUGAGCAAAUAAUCCAUUACAGUGGUGACCCUCUCAAAGACUUUGCGGGCAUUCGUUUCCUCGACCGCUUCGUUUUCAAAAACCCUAAAAAACGCACUGAAGAUCAUGUGGAAGGCGAACUUAAAAGGAUUAAGGGGUCGCAUCCUAAGUUUGCUAUUAGGAAGAACUAUAUGGCCAGAGGAAUCAAGAGUGUGUCAGUAAAUUCAUCCACUUAUCUAAAUCAAGACGCAAAGGGAGUUCCAGUCGACGAGCAAUUUUUAUAUGAUUUCCUUCAAAAACGUCGCCAUGCCAAUGAUCCUGAUGACGAAGACAGCGAUAAAGACUCAGUCACCAGCGAAGACUUCGAACAGUAUCUUGACUCGUUCACAGGAACCAAGGCUGCAGAAGAAUCUGAUGAAGAAUUAGAUUAUCUAGCAGAACUGGCAGCGGCGAAACAGAAGCGUCCCAGCAAAGGUGAUAAGCAAAGUGAUGAUGAACUCGGUGAUGGUGAUGAAGAGGCUGAAGAUGAUAUUGGUGAUGAAGAUGGAAGUGAUGGUGAUCUGAAUAUUUCUGGAGAUGAUGAUGAACCGGUGCUGUCUGGUGAUGAAGACGAAUUACUUCUCGAAGAUAGCGAUGAGGAAGAACAAAUCGAUGUGCCUGGCAAAAAGUCCGCUAAUAAGAAAAAUCAACUCAAACUUAAAGGCAGCGACGACCUAGGCUCAUUAUUCGCGUCGGCGGAACAAUUCUCCACUCUACUAGAAGAAACAGCAUCAAACAAGAAACAAGGCUCAAGCCAAGCUGUAUCUAACACUGACAACGCGAGCACAAAACAGCUCGCCUGGGAAGACAACAGGGAUAGAUGGAUCAAAGGGUACAACAAAAAAAUCCUUGGCCACAAAGGAAACAACAAAAAGUUUAAAAAGAGAAACUUCAAAGACAGUCCAAACAAAAUGGCGGAUAGGAAAAAAGGCGGGAAGCGAAAAGACGGUGACUCUAGCGGUGUUGGCGGGAAAAAGAGAAAACAUAAGUAACUGUGUUGUAUAAUUAUCAUUAUGCAAAUUAAUAUUAAAAUGUUGACUU
Messenger RNA from Maniola jurtina (meadow brown), 3189 nucleotides. It is a transcript of the gene Noc1, whose product is annotated as CCAAT/enhancer-binding protein zeta. The record is from RefSeq and is a predicted model, not a curated record. Gene Ontology annotation, cellular component: nucleus. Lineage: Eukaryota; Metazoa; Arthropoda; Insecta; Lepidoptera; Nymphalidae. The transcript is spliced from 21 exons. Bases 96 to 3140 code for a protein of 1014 amino acids.